AUGUCUGAGGGUCUUAAAAAUGUUAAUGCACGAAAGGAUUCUAUAAGGCAAGCCGACGAGGCACUUCUGGCCACCCUAGGAUACAAACAAGAGUUCAAGCGUGCUUUCAAACCUCUCGAAGUUUUUGGUAUUGCAUUUUCCAUCAUCGGGUUGUUGCCAUCCAUUGCUUCGGUGCUGUUCUAUGCAAUCCCCAACGGAGGGGGACCUGCGAUGGUUUGGGGUUGGCUUGUUGCGAGUUUAUUCAUACUUUGCGUGGGGAUCUCUAUGGCAGAGCUCGCAUCGGCAGCACCCACCUCAGGAGGACUAUACUUUUGGACGUACACGCUUUCGUCACCACGUUGGAGAAACCUACUUUGUUGGCUCGUUGGAUACGCCAAUACAAUCGGCUCUAUUGCCGCUGUCGCCUCCAUAGAUUGGGGUUGUGCUGUUCAAGUCGUCGCAGCCAUCAAAAUAGGUACCAAAGGUGCCUUCGAGGCCACGGAUGUACAAACCUUUGGUAUAUAUGCAGCCCUGAUUCUGACGCACACAAUAGUUUGUUGCUUAGGGACAGAGGUUUUGGCCAGAUUACAGACAGUUUAUGUGAUCUUGAAUGUGAUAUUAUGUUUAGUUGUAAUCGUUGGAUUACCGGCCGCAACAUCCUCCGAGUUCAAAAACACUGCUAACUUCGCAUUGGGAGAUUUCGUGAACCUCAAUGGUUGGUCGAAUGGCUUUGCAUUCAUACUCAGCUUUCUCGCGCCUCUUUGGACGAUCUGUUCCUUCGAUGCCUGUGUACAUAUCAGUGAAGAGGCUUCUAACGCCGCGACCGCAGUCCCAUGGGCUAUCGUUAAUGCUAUUGCCAUCGGCGGUAUACUCGGCACAGCCAUCAACAUUUCCCUUGCGUUCUGUAUGGGCACGGAUUUACAAGCUUUGGCUGACAGUGAUCAGCCAAUGGCUACCAUAUUCUUCAACUCGUUUGGUCAGAAGGGAACACUCGUACUGUGGGCUUUUGUGGUCGUCGUUCAAUACAUGAUGGGUUCAAGUAUGCUACUCGCGGCCAGCAGACAGACGUUCGCGUUCAGCCGGGAUCAUGCUCUUCCAUUCUCGAACUGGCUUUACAGAAUGAAUCCAUACACAAAAACUCCGGUCAACACAGUGAUAUUCGAUGCCACAGGAGCACUAGCCUUGGGGUUAUUGAUCUUUGCGGGCGACAGUGCGACUAAUGCGAUCUUUUCGGUGUCAAUCGUGGCGCCCUACAUUGCAUACGCGAUACCUGUCGUGGCCAGGUUCGUGGGUGACAAUAAUUUCAAACCAGGACCGUUUAGUCUGGGAAUCUUCAGUCUUCCGGUGGCCGUCGUGUCCGUUUCGUUCAUGUUUUUCUUUGGGAUCGUGUUCAUGUUCCCUACGACACCUCAGAUAGACGUAGCUAAUAUGAACUAUUGUGUGGUCGUCGUAGGAGGUGUGAUGGGGUUGUCAGUGGUCUGGUAUUACUUCCCGGUGUACGGGGGUGUAAACUGGUUCACAGGCCCGAUAGCUACGAUCGAAACGGUGGCACCCCAAUUGGUAGACCAAGUCAAAGGGGAACGAGGAAGCGACGAGAGUUGA
Molecule: messenger RNA, 1581 nt
Organism: Marasmius oreades (fairy-ring Marasmius)
Lineage: Eukaryota; Fungi; Basidiomycota; Agaricomycetes; Agaricales; Marasmiaceae
Exons: 14
Coding region: 1-1581 (526 amino acids)
Biological process (GO): amino acid transport; transmembrane transport
Cellular component (GO): membrane
Molecular function (GO): transmembrane transporter activity
Source: RefSeq, a predicted model, not a curated record